This is a messenger RNA of Meriones unguiculatus (Mongolian gerbil), 117 nucleotides long. RefSeq names its product small ribosomal subunit protein uS14-like. Gene Ontology annotation, molecular function: zinc ion binding; structural constituent of ribosome. The record is from RefSeq and is a predicted model, not a curated record. The transcript has a single exon. Bases 1 to 117 code for a protein of 38 amino acids. NCBI's taxonomy places the organism in Eukaryota, Metazoa, Chordata, Mammalia, Rodentia, Muridae. Gene Ontology annotation, cellular component: cytosolic small ribosomal subunit.
AUGAGGUCUGGCCAAGGUUCUCGCUUUGGCCACGUGUGCUCUGACCUCUAUGGUCUGAUCAGGAAAUACGGGCUGAACCCGUGCCCUCAAUGUUUCUGUCAGUACACAAGGAUGUAG